[Torrubiella] hemipterigena is the source of this 1799-nucleotide messenger RNA. The record is from the annotation of a GenBank genome assembly. Lineage: Eukaryota; Fungi; Ascomycota; Sordariomycetes; Hypocreales; Clavicipitaceae.
AAACAGAAGACAACAAACCAGCCAAUCACAGCAGGCCCGUGACACACAAAUUCUUCCGGCAGCCGGCACUCGCAGCAUGCACUGCCACGCCCUUUUUUUUUCCAAGGGCGCUGGAACUUACCGUUGGUUAUCCCCCAUGUAUUUGUAAACCGCCUGAUGAUCCAGUUCUAGACCGACUUACUCGCGCCCUGCCCGAUCUGAUUCCAUAUAUUUAUUGACGCCAUAGUGUUGCGCGUUCUGCUCCUCUUCUACAUAUUUCUAAUUAUUUCUCGCCCAAAAAGCACCAAACUGAAUGAUAAACGCACAAUACGGCUACCAAGUAGCCCCCAACUAUAAGACGAGCUGUCUCGGAUCACGUUGACUAUGUGUGCGCGCAUACAGACUGCUCCUACAUAAGAGAGAUAAGAGAAAACGCCUCAGCCCUAGUAUGGCAUAGGCAUACACACCAACACCACGAGGCCAAAGAAAGAAACAUACCAAGGUUUGCAGCAGGACCGCCCUGCCACCCGCCGCACUCAUGCCCUUCAAGGUUAAGCCUGCAGAUCUCAAUGAGAAGAACCGCGAAUGUCAGCGGCGGUCCCGCGCCAGACGCAAGGCGCUGAUCGAAGAUCUCUCCCAGGAGGUUGCUCGGUUCAGGAGCGAGGGUGUUUCCGCUACUGUUGAGAUGCAAGAGGCUGCCAAGGCGAUUUCGCUCGAAAACCAGUGCCUCAGGGCCCUGUUGGCUUGGCACGGCAUCUCGCAGGCUGAAGUCGACCAGGCCCUCGCAUCUGCCCAAUACCUGCUCCCACGCCUGUCCGAACAUGAUGAGCGGCUACCCCUCCAACCCAAAACGGUGGCUGCGGUUGCAACAUCCGUCUCGAGUGUCUCAUCAGACGAGCAAGCUCAGUCCAUAUCACCUGAUAUUGACUUUUUGCACAUGUCGCCAGCAGCAACGGCAUCGCCGGCGGUGCAUCACGGGCACAACCUGCGCAGCCACCCAGUACCAUCUAUGGAUAGUUAUGACACGCUUUCUGCGGUGUCAAGCUAUCCGAUGCUGCCAGAGCCGCUCGCAAUGCACCCGUUCACAAUGGAACCGUUCACAAUGACUACCAACCAUGAAGGUGGUCAAGAGAUGCCGUGUGAUGCCGCAGCCGACAUUCUUAUACAGAUUCCUGGCACACAGGAUCCCGGAAUGACACGAGCGGCACUUGGCUGCAUUGGGAAUACAAGCUGCUCGGUCAAAAACUCGGCCGUUUUUAGAUUAAUAGACGAGAUGAAUUAAGGUUAGUGCCAAAGCGAACAUGGGUGGUUGCUCUUAUGUACAAUAUCAAAUGGCGCAAGCGUUUUUCAAUACAAUCUUCAUUUGACUUUAGUAUACGUGUUUAAACUGCAGGAGUCUAAUCUGUGCGGCAUGCCCUGAAACACUAUGCUAAUGGUUACAAGUGACACAUUCCUCCCUCGUUCAGAUAAACGAUAACGAAUAGCAACGUUUUGCAAGACUGUCCAUGUACGCAAGUGAUGCAAGAUAGUGGAAACCAGUCACACUCUUAUCAUCCCCUGCUUCACACGUCGAAUAUGACCACUUGGCAGGCGUGGAUACACUAUUUCCAAGCGCCACUGACACAUUGACCUCGUGCACCACUGACUGGGCCUUCGCUCGCACCCAAACUUUUUCUAUUCGCAGCUUCGACUGUACGCUCCCAUGUGAACUAUUAUUAUUAGGCUUUCUUCAUAGAGAUGAUGGGGGCGUGCCGGCGGAUACCGGCCGUUUUGCCAAGUCGCGACCACUUACACAGUAUAUCACACGUAGGCAAUCCCCU